This is a messenger RNA of Notechis scutatus (mainland tiger snake), 469 nucleotides long. Lineage: Eukaryota; Metazoa; Chordata; Lepidosauria; Squamata; Elapidae. The record is from RefSeq and is a predicted model, not a curated record.
GUUCCAGAGGCUGGAGAAAUGGAGGAGGCCUUUUUACCAAGUCCUGAAAGCGUACGAAAACGCCUCCGUGUUGCUUCCCGCCUUCUACAACACCCACAACACCGACGUCUCCCUCAGGGUCAGGUACGUCCUGGAUGACUUCCAAUCCAGGAAGGCCGUCUACUUUUUCCACCCCAAAUAUCUCACGAACGUUUCCCGCUACUGGUUGACUCAAGGGGUGCGGGCAAAGCGCAUCACCACGGGGCUGAUACUUGUGACGGCCGCCUUGGAGCUGUGUGAAGAGGUGCACCUCUUCGGGUUUUGGGGUUUCCCCAUGAACCCCUCAGGGAUAUUUAUAACUCAUCAUUAUUACGACAACGUCAAACCUCGGCCCGGAUUUCAUGCCAUGCCUUCAGAGAUGUUCAACUUUCUUCGUCUGCACAGCAGAGGGGUUUUAAGAGUCCACACGGAGGCCUGCAGCUACUCCUGA